This is a messenger RNA of Diachasma alloeum, 1399 nucleotides long. It is a transcript of the gene betaggt-II, whose product is annotated as geranylgeranyl transferase type-2 subunit beta. The record is from RefSeq and is a predicted model, not a curated record. Gene Ontology annotation, biological process: protein geranylgeranylation. Gene Ontology annotation, cellular component: Rab-protein geranylgeranyltransferase complex. Lineage: Eukaryota; Metazoa; Arthropoda; Insecta; Hymenoptera; Braconidae. The transcript has 6 exons. Bases 323 to 1321 code for a protein of 332 amino acids. Gene Ontology annotation, molecular function: Rab geranylgeranyltransferase activity.
UACAAAAUUGAAAUUUCCUGCGAGAAUUGACAAAUAAAAUGUCUCCGUAGGCAUGUCAACUGUAACAAUGCAACGGGAGCAGCUGUCAUUCUAAAAUAAUAAAAAAUAUUUAACAAUUUCUUGAAGUUCAGUAUUUUCCAGUUUGUGAAUUUUUUUUUCAAUUGUUAUUGUUUCCUCCUGUGGGUGCUGUCGUGUGGUUACUCGUAUUUGAGGUUGGCUGGAGUAUAUCUGAAAUACUUUGAAUGAUUGAGGAACGUGAGGAGGCAAGUCAGGGCUGAUAAAAGUUGAUGGAUGAUUUCUGUCGAUUCACAUAAUUUAUAAGAUGGCACACUUGGUGAAGGAUGUACAACUACCAAGUAUAAUUCCAAAGUUACUUCUGGAGAAGCAUACUAAUUAUUUAGUCUCGUAUGGAACAAAUAAGGAUGAUUAUAUGUAUUGUAUGACGGAAUAUUUAAGAAUGUCUGGAAUGUACUGGGGCUUGACAGCACUGGAUCUCAUGGGCCAAUUGGACCACACCAACAAAGACGAAAUCCUCGAAUUCAUAAGAAACUGCCAAAGCGACUGCGGUGGCAUAAGUGCCAGCUUAAACCACGAUCCCCAUUUACUUUAUACCCUGAGUGCCGUCCAGAUUCUCUGCAUGUACGAUGCACUUGAUGUUAUUGACACUGAUAAAGUAGUCAAGUAUGUGAAAGAACGACAGCAGCCUGAUGGAAGUUUCACUGGAGAUGUCUGGGGAGAAGUGGACACUAGGUUUUCGUUCUGUGCAGUUGCUACAUUGUCACUGCUGAGACGAUUGGAUGCUAUUGAUGUCGAUAAAGCAGUAGAGUUUGUAAAAAGUUGUAUGAACUUUGAUGGAGGGUUUGGAUCCAAACCUGGAUCUGAAAGUCAUGCUGGAUUGAUUUAUUGCUGUCUCGGGCUUCUGUCAAUUACAGGGCACCUACACCUAGUAGAUGCAGACAGACUCGGUUGGUGGCUCUGUGAAAGACAGUUACCAUCUGGAGGUCUGAACGGAAGACCCGAGAAACUGCCCGAUGUUUGUUACUCUUGGUGGGUACUAUCUUCACUCACAAUCCUCGGAAAAUUGCACUGGAUUGAUAAGAAACGAUUGCUGGAAUUUGUCCUGUCUUGCCAAGACACAGAGACAGGAGGGUUCUCUGACCGACCUGGUGACAUGGUGGAUCCGUUCCAUACGUUGUUCGGCUUGACUGCGAUUUCCCUUUUGGAUACGGAGCAUGGACUAAAGUCAAUCAAUCCUACAUUCUGUAUGCCUGAAUAUAUAAUAGAGAAAAUUGGGUUGAAACCUUCCAGACUCGAAAGAUGAUGGCAAUCAUUGUAAAAUACUGUUAUUACACACUCUGAAAAAUGGUUCAUUUGAAUGAAAUAAAAAUCUCUAUUCGAA